Molecule: messenger RNA, 989 nt
Organism: Paramacrobiotus metropolitanus
Lineage: Eukaryota; Metazoa; Tardigrada; Eutardigrada; Parachela; Macrobiotidae
Product: mitochondrial import inner membrane translocase subunit TIM14-like
Exons: 4
Coding region: 359-703 (114 amino acids)
Biological process (GO): protein import into mitochondrial matrix
Cellular component (GO): PAM complex, Tim23 associated import motor
Molecular function (GO): ATPase activator activity
Source: RefSeq, a predicted model, not a curated record
CUUCCAGUUCUGAAAAUGACAUGCUUGUUGACUUUUGAGGGUUACGGUGUUACCUUUGAAUUAAAAUAUUAGGUAAAAUUCCCAGUUUUCACUUUUGUAGUUUUAUGAGCGUUUUUGUUUUUGUACUCCUAAUGCGACUGUGCUAGUGUUAUACUCCCGUGAGAUAUGAGAGCUGCUGUCAUUACAUUUUGAUAAAUUCGAAAAUAUUUUUCUUGGUUGUCCAUCAGAAAGCCCUUAUGAUUUUAUCGUACAGUAGUGUCCCGUCUGUGGGAUAAACACUACGCUCAUUAUCACUUUCUUUCAAAACGCGUUGACGCCUGAACGGUUUUUUGGAGUGAUUAUAUUUUGCAGUUCCAAGAUGUCAUCUGGAUUUAUUCUGGCAGGAUUGGCCAUGGCGGGCGUAGGACUUGCAGGUCGUUACCUGAUGCGUUAUGGAAAGCCUAUCAUGCAGAAACUGGAACUCCCAUCUUCGGUAUCUGCAUUUGGAGCUACUUCCAGAUACUACAAAGGAGGAUUUGAACCGAAAAUGGAUAAGAGAGAAGCAUCACUAAUCCUUGGCGUCAGUCCAUCUGCGAGCAAAGUGAAAAUCAAAGAUGCGCAUAAGCGGAUAAUGGUGUUAAACCAUCCUGACAAAGGUGGUUCGCCUUAUCUAGCUGCUAAAAUAAACGAAGCAAAGGAUCUUCUCGAUGCGCAAAAGAGAUAGCAGGAUUUGUUUUAUGCCACUUUCUCUAAUUUUCGGGUGAAAUGAUUUGAUAUUCUGAUUGUUCUUCACUGAAUUUGUGAUCUGCCAUUUCUUGAGCGUGCUGUAAUCGAGCGGCAUACUGUUCUCGCCCACUGAUGCGAAACCAUAAUUACUUUUUUUGUAAUACUGAUUGCCGAGCUCCAAGAUGGUCGUUUUUGCUAGAAUUCAGUGAUCAUGUACACUAGACUUUUGAUGAGUAUUUGGAUUUUGGAAAUGAUUUUUCGGUUCAAUAAGAACGAUAACUCUG